AUACAGUAACAAAAAAAAAAAAAGGGGAAAGGUACGUGUACCAGCUCAGCAGUACAAUGAGUUGGUACACCGGGCCAAUUAAGUUCCACCACGUGCGUAAGAGAGGGAAAAAAGAAAAAGAAAAAGAAGGGUAUGCUUUCCCUCGCCGCCCUCCGUCUUUUCCGCUGCCCUUUUUCCGUCGCCGCCUCCCCCCAACGCUAUUCCUCUCCUCCGGCCCCUCGCUGCCAAGUCCGCCCUCUUCACCCUCAUCUUCCUCCUCCACUUCCACGCCCUCCACUACUGCAGCGUCGGCGCCUCCAUUCUUGCCUACCUGGCCGGUGCUCUUGCCGCCAAAACCCUCUUCGACGACCUCUGCUCCUUCGCUGGCCCCUGCUCUGCCCGCUGCGGCCAUCGGAUUUGCGGUCUCGCAGCCUUACCUGUCGUCGUCUCCCUCCUCUCCUCGCGGCCUUGCGGCCCUACUCGUUGCCCCCAUCGAUUCGCGGAGAUCGAGGAAUUCGCCCCCGUCCGAUCCGAUUCAUGGCCGCCGGGCACCCGAUCUGCCCCCGUCGCUGUUGGAGGCUCCCCGAAGACCCUGCAGCGCUGCGGUGAGUGGAGGUGCCCCCGGCCGCCAUGCCGUCCCGUAGCCGCAGGCUCGUCCUCCUCGUUCUCCAGUUCUUGGAUGAGGAAAAGGUCAACGAGGAGCUCUUCAUUUCACUUAUGUUGAUGUGGCGAGCUGGCACAUUAGAUGGACAGGAAUUGGCGUGAUAUUACCGCUAAGCUGGUAAACCUGCUGACGUAGGAUAUAAUUUCUCGACACCCUCGGGAGUCAGGUCUGAUAAUUUUUUUCAAGGGAGAAAAAGCAGGACAAUUUGACUAGGUGGGGGUGUCCUGGACAUUGCUGGAAAGUAUGGGGGCGUUUCCGUGAGGGAAAUGCCUUGGCUUUCCGGGCAACGAAGGGAAAAUUACAAGAAUGGGCUGUUUUCCUAAAUACGAUGAAGCUUUUGUUCGCCUCCUCUCGCUUUCCCAUCUUAUGUCUGCGGCUGCGCCACCGUCUACGAGCUUGUGCGCGUGAACUUUGAAUCCGUCGCUGACCAAACCGAUUGUAAACCCUACCCCCCUUCUUCUUCAAUAGAUAAGAAGAAGAAGAAGAAGAAGAAGAAGAAGAAGAAGAAAGAAAACAAACCUCCAUCAGUCUUCCCUUUUUUGUUCCGCUACCUCUCUCUCUCCUUCCACGCGCCGCCCUCCUCUGACCCCCGAUUCCUUGUUUCCUCUCCAGCUAACAAGUGUUCAUUCGAAGGGCGUCCGCUGCCUGCUCCCCCACCUGAAGAAGAAUCCUUGCCACUCACCAGAUUCUCAAGAGCAUUAAAAUGAUGUCGAGUUCAUCUGAGAUGUCGGAAAAGAAUAGUGAAAAUUUUGAGCAGCAUACACGGGAGGACAGUGAAUAUGCAAGGCUGGUUGUGCCAAAUGAGGCGAGAACAGUUGAUGUUAAUUCUCAACAGUCACUUGAGAAAUCAAAGUCUAAGUCCUUCUUCUGGUGGAUAAAGCUUUUAUUUUGUUGCUUGCUUCUAAUACCACUCACUUACGCAUUCGUGAAAUGGGGAGUCCCAUUUGCUUUUGAAAAGGUUCUCCUGCCAAUUAUGCAAUGGGAAGCAACUGCUUUUGGUCGGCCUGUUCUUGCCCUUGUGCUCGUUGCCUCCCUAGCUUUCUUUCCAGUUGUUUUGAUCCCUUCUGGACCCUCCAUGUGGCUGGCAGGAAUGAUUUUUGGGUAUGGUCUGGGUUUUGUGAUAAUCAUGGUAGGGACUACAAUUGGCAUGGUAUUGCCCUAUUUGAUUGGCUUAUUUUUUCGUGAACGUAUACAUUCAUGGCUGAAGAGAUGGCCUCAGCAGACAGCUCUUCUUAGGUUGGCUGGAGAAGGGAGCUGGUUCCAACAGUUUCGAGUUGUUGCACUCUUUAGAAUUUCGCCAUUUCCUUACACGAUCUUCAAUUAUGCCGUAGUGGUGACAAAUAUGAAAUUUGGACCUUAUUUAGUUGGUUCAAUUGCUGGAAUGAUUCCAGAAGCUUUUAUCUACAUCUAUAGCGGACGGUUGAUACGGACUUUGGCAGACAUGAAAUAUGGCAAUUAUUCCAUGACACCCGUGGAGAUAGUCUACAAUAUCGUAUCCUUUGUCAUAGCCAUUGUCAUAACAAUUGCCUUCACUGUAUAUGCAAGGCGAGCUCUAGAUGAUCUCAAAAGGGCUGAAGGCAUUGGCAGUGCAAAUGACGACCAAGGUGGUGCUUCGUUGGAACUCGAAAAGCUUCCACAGGAAAGACCAAGGGCAUACUCUUUCUCAAGUGAUAAUGUAUGAGUGAGAAUUUGCUAUAAAAUAAAAGGACAGAAAAAAAGAGAAAGUACAUGUUAAAAUGGUGAUAUGUGAUGCCUGAUUCAAGCCAUAUAUUUCUUAGAGAAACGAAGCCUCUGCAUGUAUAGAAGAAGAAAAGCUAAAAAAAGCCAGCAGCAAUCAUCCGUGGAUGUUAGGAAUGGGAUGGGGAGCCAUGACAGAAUUUUGCUCGAUUAUGUAUUUUAUUGCAUCCAUGUUUUGUACAUCCAGUUUUCAUUGAGAGAAAAUUAAACAUGUGCUAAUUAGCUUAAUGGGAUCCUUGUUGGUAUUAAAUGAAUUCAGCUUUGUUGAUAAA
This is a messenger RNA of Phoenix dactylifera (date palm), 2652 nucleotides long. RefSeq names its product SNARE associated Golgi protein family. The record is from RefSeq and is a predicted model, not a curated record. NCBI's taxonomy places the organism in Eukaryota, Viridiplantae, Streptophyta, Magnoliopsida, Arecales, Arecaceae.